AAUUUUUGUUUGCCACCCCGUGUCCUCAAAAAGGCAUCAAAAUUUGCGUCGUAAAGAUGGACCUGUUAAAAAAAUUUAUGGGCUUAGACGGCCGGAAGGAUGAUGAUGACGAUAACAGGAAGAAAAAGACAACACUCAAGGACGAGUUUCGCAAACCGAUCUGGGUAGAGGAGGACGACAGCGAUGACGAGCUGUUUGACAAUCGGAAAAUUUACGGUGUACAAAUUUUUACCAACCCUAUUGAAAUGCAAAAGUAUUUCGAGCAGCAGAUGCAGGAGAUGUGGAAGUCGCUCGAAGAGUACGAUGAAAAUGUGAGAAUGUUCGAUCAUGAUUUGAAGCAAGAUUUCCUGAAGCCCGGCUUUGAGGAAGCCGAAGAUGGCGGUAAGCAUGUGAAGCGGCAGGACACCGAUCUGGAUGGAGAGAUCUAUGCUGAUCAGCUGCAUUCACUGUUGCAGCGCAUAUCGCCGGAUCUGAAGGAACUCAUGCCGAAGAAGCGUACGGAAAAGACAGAAACCAGCAACGCUUCCUUCCAGCGUCGUAAGCUCACCGAUGAUGAGAAAGUGAUGGAUCUUAUUCAUGGUAUCACCGAUCAGAAACAAUCGUCAGCCGGGAAUCUCUCAAAACCGUUUAAACGCAACGGUGGACUUCAGCAACGUUUCCCGGAAGGUGGAUUGUUCGAGGGCGCAUUCCAAGGACCACGUAUGUUUGGUCAAAGCAUCAUUUCGCAAACGAUUCGCCGCCCGGAUGGGUCGUACGAAACACGCCGCACCGUACGUGACUCGCAAGGUAACACCCAAACAACCGUCACGCUGUCCACGAAAGAUGGUCGCCAGGAAACGGUCACUACGUACGAUGAGACUGGCAAGAAGCUGGGAUCAUCUGGUGAGGAAAUAUUUGGCAUGCAAAAGGGUGGUGGUGGCGGCGGCGGUGGUGGAGAAUUGAGGGAGGGUGUCCUCGAAAAGUUGCCGACUGGUGCACUGCUAGCGCUGGAUGGCAAGUUUGGGCUGAACCGCAAUGGUUACGUGCUCCCGAAGAACCUCUGGUGACUUCACGCAUCGCAAACCGACCGUCGUGAUGUGACGCUCUGCUGUG
This is a messenger RNA of Anopheles maculipalpis, 1092 nucleotides long. RefSeq lists its product as uncharacterized. Bases 57 to 1046 code for a protein of 329 amino acids. The record is from RefSeq and is a predicted model, not a curated record. Gene Ontology annotation, cellular component: clathrin-coated vesicle; sarcoplasmic reticulum; apical plasma membrane. The transcript has 6 exons. Gene Ontology annotation, biological process: negative regulation of apoptotic process; regulation of actin filament polymerization. NCBI's taxonomy places the organism in Eukaryota, Metazoa, Arthropoda, Insecta, Diptera, Culicidae.